GAGAGAGAAAGAAAUUAAAAUGGAAAACUUCAUGGUACGUCGUUCAAAAAAAUUUUUUAUUUCAUAGAGGAUACUACACCUGCAAUCAAGAUUUUCUUAAAAAGCAACCAAUGGAUAGGCACGAGAUAAACGAAUUCAGUUGUCCAUCGAGACGAUCAAGGAGAAGACGAUCUUCACGAAGGAGAUGCAGAAGCGUGAGAAGGGCGUGUCGAAGGGUACAACGAAGAAGAAGAAAUUCGUGUAGGAGAAGGGCUAGAAGAAGAAGUGCUUGUAAAAGGAGAAGAAGUAGAAGAAGAAAGAGAUCGUCGGGAAGAAGAUGCAGUAAUUCGGAUAUUAAUGAAAUGGAGGCAAUAUCGAAACAACCGAGAACGAACAAUCAAGACGACGACGACAGCAAUUCGAGAAACGAGAGUAUAAGCGAUAGAUCUAGCCUGACAGAUCCGGAUGGAUCUAUGCAGGAUCCACGAUCGAUCACACCGCCUAUCACUCAUAUGGAUUGAUUUUGUGAUAUCGUAAAUCGAUUCCCCGUUUCGAUUCGAAAAUUAACAUGGACUAUACGAAUUUUUGCAAGUUUCCAGUAUCGAAAGUUUUCCUUUUUCUUUCUUCUUUCUUUCUUUCUUUCUUUUUUCCUUUUGUAUUAAUUUAUUUAUACUUUCUUUUUCUUUUUUCUUCUUAAAAAAAUUUUUUUCCUUUUUUUAUUAUCUCCUUUCUUUUUAUUCUCUCCUUACUACGUUUUUAUUUAUUUUUUCCUCCCUUUCGAUAAGUCAUAUUUAUUGAUCGUUCGAUCUUCGUGAAACAAUCGAUUAUUACAUGUCCGUAUAAUCAAUUGAUUUAUAAAAUCGAUUUCGUUGAUUAUUAAAUAUUUCGUUAAGA
Molecule: messenger RNA, 873 nt
Organism: Vespa crabro (European hornet)
Lineage: Eukaryota; Metazoa; Arthropoda; Insecta; Hymenoptera; Vespidae
Exons: 2
Coding region: 111-500 (129 amino acids)
Source: RefSeq, a predicted model, not a curated record